AUGAAUCUACUUCCUCUCACGAUUCACGAAGUCACCCGCGUGCUAACGAAAUACCCUGAAGACGAGGAGAAAAAGAGAUUCCCCCGAGUUACAGCCUGCAAUGACGGCUCAUUUUGUUGCGAGAAGGACGGAACUGGGUGUUGUACCGCCAAAAAGGGCACAUUUCUCGAUAAGAACGGCAACAUCGCCAAAGGUCCUGCAACAACGACAUUAUCAUGGGGCCCGGAACGCACAUCAGCAGGAUACCAGACGGUAACCUCGGCGCAAACCACCAUAUCGACAGCCACCAAUACCCCUACUCAGUCGCCUUCAGCAACACCAUCACCAGACUCGAAUGACGAUAACAACGCCGCCAAAAUUGGUGCCGGAGUAGGCGUUCCAGUUGGUGUUUUGGCCAUUGGAGGCGUUGCAGCUUUCUUCUUCUUCAGACGCAGAAAACAGGCCAAGAACAGCAACAGCGUUCCCGAACUUGGAACCGAGGGGGAACAGAAGAAGGUGGUGUACACGGGACCGCCGGUUCAACCUCAGGAAUUAGAUGGCAGUGAGAACCAGGUACACCGAUCUGAACUUCCUGCUUAG
Pochonia chlamydosporia 170 is the source of this 579-nucleotide messenger RNA. RefSeq names its product transmembrane alpha-helix domain-containing protein. The transcript has a single exon. Lineage: Eukaryota; Fungi; Ascomycota; Sordariomycetes; Hypocreales; Clavicipitaceae. The coding region runs from base 1 to 579 and encodes 192 amino acids. The record is from RefSeq and is a predicted model, not a curated record.